Messenger RNA from Cylicocyclus nassatus, 564 nucleotides. NCBI's taxonomy places the organism in Eukaryota, Metazoa, Nematoda, Chromadorea, Rhabditida, Strongylidae. The record is from the annotation of a GenBank genome assembly.
AUGAAUGCGGUGUUUUCAUCAACGGUCCUUUUUAUCUAUCUGAUGUCGGUGAUGAUAGCCCUGCUGGUAAGAUGUUCAAAAGGUGCGACAAAAACGAAGUCUGCAAGCGAAGCAUCCAAGCAAGAGCCAAAGAGUGUUAAAAGUUCCCUUAAACCCGUUGAUCCCACCAAGUCCUCAUCGAGUACGUCAACGAGCAGUAAAAGAAGCACUUACUCAAAACUAUCAAAAAAGCCGGCAUUCUCUGGGUUCAAGAUACAGCAAGAUGAAAAGGAAGAGGACAUCAAGACCGAUCUCCGUUCUUUGGAAGAAGAGCAGAACCCGUUCAAGGAACAUGGGAAGAGAAAGAAAGGCGAAAGCAAGGCUUCAGGGAAGAAAACAAUUGAAAAGACCAAAAGUGUUCACAGAACCGUUGACAAGACUGUAAAAACGACCAAAACAGAAGAGACUGUCGAUCCAGGUGUAGAGCAAAUCUUUCAGGCUCCAACCGAGGGCUUACUUCUACGCUCGCAGUACAUAGGGCCAUCGCAACCGGCUAAACCCAGGUUACCAAGCAAGGCGAAAUGA